This is a messenger RNA of Catharus ustulatus (Swainson's thrush), 7436 nucleotides long. It is a transcript of the gene MFHAS1, whose product is annotated as multifunctional ROCO family signaling regulator 1. Gene Ontology annotation, molecular function: protein binding. The record is from RefSeq and is a predicted model, not a curated record. The coding region runs from base 41 to 3352 and encodes 1103 amino acids. Lineage: Eukaryota; Metazoa; Chordata; Aves; Passeriformes; Turdidae. The transcript has 3 exons.
CGGGUGGGGCGGGGCGGGGCGGGGGCCCGCUGCCCCGGCCAUGGCUCAGACGGAGCCCCCGAAGGCAGUGCAGCUGUGGCGCGACGCCGCCCUGCGCGCUCGGAAGCUGCGGGAUGGCCCCGGCGAGCCCGAGCCGGACGCAGGGCCACCAAUGGGGCCACCGCCGUCCCCUGGUGCCGCCGCUCCUCGCCGCCCGUCCCUGGCGGCGGCGGCGCUGGGGGAGCUGGAGGCGCUGAACCUGAGCGGGCGGGGGUUGGAGGAGCUGCCCGAGGAGGUAGGCGCCGCCCUGAGUGGGCUGCGGGUGCUCAGCUUGCGGCGCAACCGGCUGGGCCACCUACCCGCGGCCGCCCUGCGCCACCUGGGCCGUCUGGCCGAGCUCGACCUCAGCCACAACCGGCUGCGGGGCCUGGGGGACGGCGGGGCGCUGGCCGGGCUGCGGGGCCUGCGCAAGCUCAGCCUCAGCCACAACGAACUGGGCGCCGAGGGCCCGGGGCUGCCCCCUCGCCUCGCCGAGCUGGGAUGCCUCGAGGAGCUCGACCUCAGCUUCAACCGCCUGCGCCGCCUGCCCGAGGGCCUGGGCCGUCUGCGGCAUCUCCGCACCCUAGACGUCGACCACAACCUGCUGCCCUCCUUCCCUGCCCCGCUGCUGGAGCUGGCCGCCCUGGAGGAGCUUGACUGUUCCGGUAACCGGCACCUCAGGGCCCUGCCCGAGGGCAUCGCUGCCCUCCGCCGCCUCAAGAUCCUCUGGCUCAGCGGCACCGGGCUGGCAUCUCUGCCCGAGGGUCUCUGCCAGCUGAAUGUCCUCGAGAGCCUCAUGCUGGACGGCAACCAGCUGCAGGUGCUGCCCGCUGAUUUUGGCAGACUGCAGCGACUCAAGAUGUUGAACCUCUCAUCCAACCUGCUGGGGGAGUUCCCCUCUGCCAUCUUGGCGCUGCCCAGUCUGGAGGAGCUCUACCUGAGCCGCAACCAGCUCACCAUGCUGCCCUCUCACCUCUCUCAGCUCCACCAGCUCCGGACUCUCUGGCUGGACAACAACCACAUCCGCUACCUGCCUGACUCCAUCGUGCUCCUCCACAGCCUAGAGGAACUGGUCCUGCAAGGCAACCAGAUCGCCAUCCUGCCUGAGGGCUUCGGGCAGCUUUCCCGUGUCACCCUGUGGAAGAUCAAAGACAACCCCCUCAUUCAGCCCCCCUAUGAGGUGUGCAUGAAAGGCAUCCCCUACAUCGCAGCUUACCAGCAGGAGCUGGCGCACUCCCAGCCUGCCCUCAAACCUCGCCUCAAAUUAGUCCUCAUGGGCCUAAAGGAUGCAGGAAAGACCCUGCUGAGACAGCGUCUCAUGGAGGAAAAUGAGCAAAGAGAGGAUGUGGGAAGACUAGAGGCAGAGAACACCCAGCACAGAGGGUUUCCUGGGCAACAGCAGGACAUUGAAAGGGUGACAGUUGGGUGCUGCCCCUUUCCGGAGCCUCAAGACAAUUUCUCAACUCCGGUACCUGUCAUGCAGCAGGUGGAACGUCUCCCUGCUGAGCGGCAGGAUAUCCCUUCUCAUGUGCCCUCUUGCCGAGCAAAAGGGGACACAACAUGCCCUGCACCGUCACUGCCACCCAAUGCUCCCCGAGUAUCACUGGGACUAGGACUAUCAGGAGGCAGUAAGGGCAUUGAGGUGAUGGACUGGACAGCAGAUGCAGAGAGGGGCCUGACAUUUAUUGUGUAUGAGCUGGCGGGGGACCCAAGCUAUGAUGUGAUCCAGUCUUUCUUCCUCUCCCCUGGAGCCUUGUAUGUGCUGGUGGUGAAUUUGAGUGCCUACAUCCCUCAGCACUUCUACCCCUCUGUGGGCUAUUUCUUACACUGGCUCAGUUCCAAGGUGCCCCAUGCUGUAGUGUGCAUGGUGGGAACCCAUGCUGACCUCUGUGCGGAGCGUGAGUUGGAAGAGAAGUGCCUGGACAUCCAUCACCAGAUUGCUCAGCAGGAGAAGAGGGAUGCUGAGGGACUCCAGAACUUAGUCCAGCAGGUGGAUGAGGCUUUGGGACAGGACUUUGACCUGCGUUGCUCCAGUCCGCAUGCUGCCUUUUACAGAGUCUCAGACAAGAACUUACGGCGAAAGAAAGCCCAGUUUCAGUAUCUUCUGAACCACCGCCCACAGAUCCUCUCUCCAGUGCUACCUUUCAGCUGCCUGGACCACUGCCAGCUGCGUCGCCUGCGGGACAAGCUGCUCUCGAUGGCUGAGCACCGGGAUAUCUUCCCAAACCUGCACCGGGUGUUGCCUAAGUCCUGGCAAGUGCUGGAGGAGCUGCACUUCCAGCCUCAAGCUCAGCAGUUGUGGCUUAGCUGGUGGGACUCUGCCCGGCUGGGCUUGCAGGCAGGCCUGACGGAGGAUCGGCUCCAGAGUGCCCUGUCCUACCUGCACGAGAGUGGAAAGCUGCUCUACUUUGAGGAGCAUCUCACCUUGCGGGAGUAUGUGUUCCACAACCUGCCACGGCUCAUAGACAUCCUCAAUGUCUUUUGCCAGCGGGAUGCCACCGUGCUGCUCCAGAAACUGCUCAGCGACACCCAGAUUGACGAACUGAGGACCACUCAGCUCCAUCAUUAUGUGGAGGGCUUCUUGCUGCAUGGCCUCCUUCCUGCCCAUGUUAUCCGUCUCCUUCUUAAGCCCCAUGUCCAGACUCGGGAGGAUCUGCAACUCAUUCUGGAGCUGCUGGAGAAGAUGGGGCUAUGUUACUGUGUCAACAAACCCAAAUGCAAACCCUUAAAUGGGACAGCUGCUUGGUACAAGUUUCCCUGCUAUGUAAAAAAUGAGGUGCCCCAUGCAGAGGCAUGGAUCAAUGGCACCAAUCUGAGUGGACAGUCGUUUGUGGUUGAGCAGCUGCAGAUUGAAUAUAGCUUUCCAUUCAUUUUCCCACCCGGCUUGUUUGCACGCUACAGUGUCCAGAUUAACAGCCAUGUGGUUCAACGCUCAGAUGGCAAAUACCAGAUUUAUGCCUACCGGGGAAAGGUGCCUGUGGUGGUGAGUUACCGGCCUGCCAGGGGCGUGCUGCAGCCAGACACUCUGUCUAUUGCUAGUCAUGCGUCCCUACCAAAUAUCUGGACAGCUUGGCAAGCUAUUACGCCUUUAGUGGAAGAACUGAAUGUCCUGCUCCAGGAAUGGCCGGGCCUGUACUACACUGUGCAUGUCCUCUGUUCAAAGUGCCUUAAAAGAGGGUCACCCAAUCCACACACUUUUCCAGGAGAACUGCUGAGUCAGCCCAGACCAGAGGGAUUGACGGAGAUCAUCUGUCCCAAGAACGGCAGCGAGCGAGUUAAUGUUGCCUUGGUUUACCCCCCUACUCCUACUGUGAUCAGCCCUUGUUCCAAAUAAACCGUCACUGCUGCUGCCGAAGGUUUUCCACUGGGCAGAACAUGGCUGAUGCUCUGCAGUACUCCCGUCUUUCCAGUUGUGGAGUUGAUGCUGACAGGGAUCAAUGGGACUUUGGACUUUAGACCCUGGAAGAAAUGCUGUGGGGCAGGGGCACCUCCCAGAUGGGGGCCUCAUGGCUAGAGUGGAUGAAGUCAUCUGGAGGUUGGGGAUGACAAGGUGUGAAGGAAAAUGAUUGCUGCAGAUGGCAGGGCUGCUGGCCAGAGAGAAAGUACUGGAAAUAGGUUUCUGUGGACCCACUGAUCAGGUGUUGAAAACCCAUUUGGAUCUCAUGAUGAAUGUAGAAAUGUUCUUGGUAUACCCUUCAUUUCAGACCUGCUUGGAGGAGAGUCUCUUGAAAUUAGCUGUAGUGGGAUUCCCUGGAUUUGUUCCUGGACAAGUGAGUUUUGUGGCAGUUGGCCAAGGCUUUGCCAGGGAGCGGGUUGGUACUGUGAAACCUUUAAAAUUGUUCCACCACAAAACAGCUGGCUGUGUCCCGUGCAGCAAUCUUGAGCAGAGGCUGGCAGAGAAGCAGGCUGGGACACAUUUCCUGCCCUGUGUGUUCACAUACAUUGUGCCAUGAAAUGGUGAGGAUGUGCUGUGCUUAUGCAGUGCAGUGUGCCUCUGGCAUAUGCUAGUUCUUAUCCCUAGUGUUACCAUUAUCCCUGAACAACUGCUGGUCUGCCAUGUCUGGAUGCUUUGGUACUGCCAUUGUGGUACUCUGCGUGCAUUGUGUGCACUAGAGCACUAAAAAUCUAGUACUUUGUCAUCCUCCUAGGAAAGCUACCCAGGUAACUUUGUGCAGAGAUCUGAUGAACAGUCUGGCUGUGUGGUACAAACUGGGCUGACCCUGGCAGCCAUGCUUCAUGAGCAGCCAUUUGCCCUCUCCAGAUGUGGGAAGGAGUAGGCUAAACACUGGCACCAAAGUUCUGGUUUCUCCCCAGCUAUGUGGCUUUGAGGACUUCUAAGAUGUUGCUGUUAGAUUGUGCCCUGCAGCUGAGCCCUGAUAACUGUGCUGAGUCCUGCUCUAUGCAAAUAUUUAUUUCGUGUAAAUCAAUAGGAGGCAGGCAUUUCCAGAGCCAGGAUCCCUUCAUCAGAUGCUUGGGGAGGUCUGAGAGAUGAGGAACUUAAAGUACUUCUGUUAAUAUACAGCUCUUAACUGUUUGGGCUGCGAUGGCAGACCUGGGAUGCGUGGUACAAGUCAGCAGGCAAUGCCCACCAGGAUGUGAGCUGGGCUGAGCCUACAACAACUGCAAGACAAUGAUGUGUUCUGUUGGGACCUGCUGCUGCUGCAUAGAUGAUACUCCCCUGGUUUCUGAUCCUUCAAAUGCCAGCCUUAUGUGCAAGGCUGUAAAUCUUCCCACUAGCAAGAACUUAAUGCUGGGAAAGCAGGGCUGAAUCUACUUCAGCAGGAGAUCCAGAGACCAGGUAGAAGAAAUCAAGCCAUGUACCUUACUUCAGGGGGAAAAGCUGUCAAAUAAAAGCUGGCGGCUCAGUCAGCUUCCAGUCCCUUCAGGAUGUAAUUCCCUUGGGAGUGUAGCUUGGGUUCAGAUUUCAUGUGUUGACCUGCUACCUCUGGCAAUGAACCUUAUAUCAGGGAGAAUCAUUGAUUGUGUUGCUGUGGAUAAGCUGGAGACUCAAAAUUGUGGUGGCUGGAGGAGAUGAAAGGGAGAUGAGAUCUUUGAAUGGUGCUUAGGAAUAAUGCUAGGAAACUCCCUUGUCCUGAGUCUUGCUGCCCAUGAAACAUGCCUGGUACAGGGAAGACUUGUGUUAGAGCAUUCCCUAUGUCACCUCCCAUGCUGGGCAGCCUUCUCCUGUUUUGCUGCUACUCAUCUCUCUUUCCAUUCUCCAUAGGAAGAAACUAGCGAUUUGUUGCUGUGAAGUUGCGUGGAAACCACAUUGUAAAGAAACCACAAACUGGAAUCCUUUUCCAGCUGGAGGCCUGUUUCCCAGUGUACCCAUCUGGUCUGGGAUGUGUGAGCACUGAAGGAGUGCGAGGACAGAGCAGACGUCUUACAGCCUGCUCCUUGGGACCGUAGCCCUCCUGCCAGGGUGUGCCACCUCCGUGGGAGCACUCCUUGGCCUUUGCAGGCACUCAGGCUGCUGCUGUGCACUGAAGCUGUAAUGCUGGGAGUGUGGCAGUAUGGAGAUCGAUCUAGUUGGGUCUGUUUAAUACAAAAUGGUGAUUGUUCAUCCACCCACUGUUUAGUAAGUAGUAUAACUGUGUUUUCAUCCAAAUUUUUAAAAUAGGCAAAAGCCAUUUAAUUUUCUAUGCAGUUCAGAAAUAUCUCCCCUUUGCAGUUGCCAGGUGGAAGAUCCAUGUAGGAGAACCAAACCAAGCGGCUCAUAGUACUUUUGAUUUUGUCUUUGAAGGAUGCACUCUGAGAUCCUCAUACAGCAUCCCUUUACUGAGCUCCUGCCUCAGACCCCAUUUAAUAUCCCUGAGCCCCAGGAAAGAGGGCCCUGUAUUUUUGAAGUAUCUGUAAUUUUUCAUUAAUCAAGCCACAAGGAAAGAGAGCUUGAAUGCAGUGCCCUAACAGCAGAUACCUGAGUUCAGAGUAUGUAUUAUGUUCCUGUUCUCAUCCCUGCUUGGAGAGUUACCAAACUGUUAGUAAUUUCUAAGGCCUCUGUGGAGCACUCUGCAGUCUUUACUGAAGAUGUAUUAUAAAGAGGUCAGAAAGAACUGGGGCAUCAGCUGUCUCCCUGUGGAACUGACAAUGAAUUUAACUCCUUUGGAAUAGAAGGAGAAUCUCCUGGCAAUCUCCUAGAUGCCUACUUCACUCAAGGCGAUUGUACUGGUUUUGCUUACUGGCUUGCAGACCCCUUGCUUGACUGGUUUUUGAUUUCCUGCUGAAACUGGUUCAGACAGGUUUGGAAGCAGAGCUAGUGAGCUGCUUUGCACGCCAGGAUUUUCAGCAGCUGGAAGAUGUCCUGGAGUACCUUGUGUUAUGUUCCGAAGCAAAACCUGGAAUUCAAACUUGCAACCGUCCAAGUGAAACUCCCGGGAUAGCAGCUUUGCCUUCUUCUGGGUUUGUGAGGAAUUGCAUGUCCCUAAGCAGCAUACAAAUAUGUAGACGUGAGUGAGAGUGAGCGCAAAGGGUAAUGCUGCACAUCUAGGUAAUUUUAGGGCUUACAGGAAUACUUGGAGACUUCUGGCAACUGCAGAGGGUCCUGGGUGAUGGGACACCUCGUUUUAACUGUGCUAUAAGCAAAAAAAAAAAAGUAAAAUUGUUGUUAGUCUGCCACAAGGCCAGGAUGCCUUUACUAGUCUCCUUUCAUGGCAAUGCUGUUCUUUAUGCAUUGUCUUUGCUCUGAGCUUGGUGGAUUCAGCUUUAAAAAGUUAGACUGAAAUAGAGCCUUUGGGAUUUACAGUUUGGGAUGUACCCUGCCAUAUGGUCUCCCAGAUCAGAUAGAAGAGACUGGGAGCUGCAGAAGCAUGGGUCAUCUCCCUUGCAGCAUCCCCAAUGCCACAGUUUCAUGGUGGCUGUAUAACUCAGUAGUAUAUUUGGGUGCUGCUUUCCCAGGAACUUGGCUGUGCUGUAGCACUGGAGCUUAUGUGGGAUCCCUGUUCUCUUCCCCGUUGUAUCUCUGAGGCAGUUAAAGUUUGUCAAAGCAGUUGAGGCUCCUCACUGUGAGGAGUUAGAUUCGGUUGUGUCAAAGCGAACUGCAAAUGUUACUUAGGAACUCACUAAGUGAGAUGAAAAUCCACUAACUCACUCCUGCAGAGACAGGUCCUGGAGCUCUGUUCCUCUUGCACCCUUUGGAUGGGAUCUUGGGCUGGCAUCCUUGGAACAGCAGUGCCAGGAGGUGGAGAUGCUGCACUGCAGUAAACACAAGAAGAGGCAAGCUAGUGGGCUUCAGUGUAGUACUCAUCACAUGCUUCAUGGCUCAGUUCAUGGACUGUAAUUGCAGGUAUUCAUAUAAUCUAUAUCACUGGGCAGGACUCUGUGGACACACACGUGCAUGCCCAGACAUACAUGCACCACACUCACGCUUGCCCACACAUCCUCACCAAAAUGACUGAAAAUAAAAGUGAUCUCAAUCUCCA